AUGGGGCGGGGGAGGGUUGAGGUGAGGAGAAUAGAGAACAAGAUCAAUAGGCAGGUGACCUUCUCCAAGAGGAAGGUCGGGUUGCUGAAGAAGGCCGAGCUGCUGCGACGGAUCUCCCUCAUCAUCUUGUCCAGCCGCGGCAAGCUCUUCGACUUCUCCACCGCCUCCAGAGGAUGUGAUGUGCUUAUUUUAGAUACUGGAUUGGGAAGUGCAGAGAAUCAAGCAAGGGUCAAGGAGUUGCUUCAUGUGGAGGAAUCAAAACUAGAGGAGGACGAGGGUAAGUGUUUUUACUCAUAA
Molecule: messenger RNA, 297 nt
Organism: Zingiber officinale
Lineage: Eukaryota; Viridiplantae; Streptophyta; Magnoliopsida; Zingiberales; Zingiberaceae
Product: truncated transcription factor CAULIFLOWER D-like
Exons: 2
Coding region: 1-297 (98 amino acids)
Biological process (GO): regulation of transcription by RNA polymerase II
Molecular function (GO): RNA polymerase II cis-regulatory region sequence-specific DNA binding; protein dimerization activity; DNA-binding transcription factor activity, RNA polymerase II-specific
Source: RefSeq, a predicted model, not a curated record